CCUGAGCCCGGGUGGAGCCCAGUGUGCCGCCUCGCCUGCCCCGCCGCUGCCCCGCCGCUGCCCCGCCGCCGGCCCGCCCUCACCCGCGCCCGCGCCCGCGCAGAAUCCCUGCCGAGUCCGCGCGGAGCCGUCAAGAUGGGUGAGUCAAAUGAAGACAUAGACCAAAUGUUCAGCAAUUUGCUGGGGGAGAUGGAUCUUCUGACCCAGAGUUUAGGAGUUGACACUCUUCCUCCUCCGGACCCCAAACCACCCAGAGCUGAAUUUAACUACAGUGUGGGUUUUAAAGAUUUAAAUGAGUCCUUAAAUGCACUGGAAGACCAAGAUUUAGAUGCUCUCAUGGCGGAUCUGGUGGCAGAUAUAAGCGAGGCUGAGCAGAGGACAAUUCAGGCACAGAAAGAGUCCUGUCAGAAUCAGCAUCAUCCAGCAUCCCUGGAGGUACCAGAUUUCAGCGGGGCAGCGGCUCUUGGUUAUGGAGCAAGUGUUGCUGCCGUUAGUGUUAGCCAAUAUGAGGAUGACUUACCACCUCCACCAGCUGAUCCCAUGUUAGACCUUCCUCUGCCACCACCACCUCCUGAACCUCUCUCUCAGGAAGAAGAAGCAGCCCAAGCCAAGGCUGAUAAAAUUAAGCUAGCAUUGGAAAAACUGAAGGAGGCCAAGGUCAAGAAGCUUGUUGUCAGGGUGCACAUGAAUGAUAACAGCACUAAGUCACUGAUGGUGGAUGAGCGGCAAUUGGCCCGAGACGUUCUAGACAACCUUUUUGAGAAAACCCAUUGUGACUGCAACGUAGACUGGUGUCUUUAUGAAAUAUACACAGAACUGCAAAUUGAAAGGAUUUUUGAAGACCAUGAAAAUGUUGUUGAAGUCUUAUCAGACUGGACAAGAGACACAGAAAAUAAAGUGCUGUUUCUGGAGAAAGAGGAAAAAUAUGCUGUAUUUAAAAACCCCCAGAAUUUUUACCUGGAUAACAAAGGAAAAAAAGAAGGAAAGGAAACAAAUGAGAAAAUGAAUGCUAAGAACAAGGAAUCCUUACUUGAGGAAAGUUUCUGUGGAACAUCCAUCAUUGUGCCAGAACUUGAAGGAGCUCUUUAUUUGAAAGAAGAUGGAAAGAAAUCCUGGAAAAGGCGCUAUUUUCUUUUACGGGCUUCUGGAAUUUAUUAUGUACCCAAAGGAAAGACUAAGACAUCUCGAGAUCUGGCAUGUUUUAUACAGUUUGAAAAUGUCAACAUUUAUUAUGGGAUUCAGUGUAAAAUGAAAUAUAAAGCACCCACUGACUACUGCUUUGUUUUAAAGCAUCCCCAAAUUCAAAAGGAGUCCCAGUAUAUCAAAUAUCUCUGCUGUGACGACGCGAGAACCCUAAACCAGUGGGUCAUGGGAAUAAGGAUUGCCAAGUAUGGAAAGACUCUCUACGAUAACUAUCAGCGGGCUAUGGCGAGAGCCGGGCUCGCCUCCCGGUGGACAAACCUGGGCACUGUGAGCGCGGGACCACCAGCUCCACCGGCCCCACCUGCUACAGGACUUAAAAUAGGAACCACCCAGGCCAAUGGUCAGAUUCCCCAGGCUGCACAUUCUGUUAGCGCUGUUCUCGAAGAAGCCCAGAGGCAUGCAGAAACAACUAAGGACAAGAAGCCAGCCCUUGGUACCCACGAGCCAGGAGUGCCGAGGGCGCACCAGCUUCCCAAGGCCAGCCUGCCGCCGCCCCCGCCCUUGCGGCGGUCGUCAGACUCCUGCAGCAGCCCGAAGACAUCCGCCAGGGUCAAGGGCCCGGGCGGCGGCUUCCCGGCCCCGCCCGACGACUCUCUGCCGCCCCCCCCGCCGCCGCCGCCCCUGGAGGACGGCCAGCUCCCUCCGCCGCCCCCCGAUUUCAACGACGCGCCCCCGGACUUCGUGCCUCCCCCACCGCCGUCGUUCGCAGGGGAUGCGGGCUCUCCGUUGCCGCCCCCGCCCCCGCCCCCACCUGCACCUGCCCCCGAAGCCGCGAAGCCGCCCGCCCUUGGCGUCAAAAGACCUCCAGUCCCCCCGAAGAGGAAAGAGAACCCAGCGCCGCCCGGCGGGGGAGGCAGCGGAGAGCAAGAUUUCAUGUCCGAUCUCAUGAAAGCUUUGCAAAAGAAAAGAGGCAACAUAUCCUAAGGGAAACGGAUCAGUAUCUUCUUGUGAUGGGCAUAAUCACUUCUCACCUCAAGUGCAUUUUUACUACUUUAUUUCCGUGACAUCUUGUUCAUUUUCGAUAAAAUAUUGACCCAUUCAGACGAGAAAUGAUGUAAAAUGUCUCACCGUAGCUCAGAUACAUUCAUAACCAUUAACCUAACACAGAAGUUAGUCUCUGCUAAAUGUACAUAUCUUAACUGUUUCCACUUCUGUGAAUGCAUCUUCCCUUCCAAGUUAACUAAAAAUUUUUUAUGUUCCUUUAUCUUACUAUGUUCAGAAGCAUCAAAUUAAUAAAAGUUAAAUUUUUUUUUCUUGGAGAUGAUACUUCUAAAAAUAUCAGUGUAUAUAAAUCUAUUGUGAUAUCGACGCCAUGUUACAAUAUACUUGACCUUUUGAAAUAGCUUUCAAAAGUCGUGGGCCUUCUAAAGUAUUGUUGAUCUUGGAGAUAUUUUCCAUCUCCACCCCCAUGACCUUCAGAAUUUUCUGAAAAAUCGAAAGAGAAAAAAGGAAAAAACAGGAGAGGCAAAGUGAAUUCAGUUUCUUUGAGACUCAUGGCUUGAUUGAUGGGGGUUCUGGACAUAUACUGUUUUGGUUUUGGUUUUCCAAAGGUCAAAUAACAUAGUAAUGAAGAAAAGAGAUAUGUAGAGUUUGGGGAUUCUCUGUUAUUACACUGCUGUAAGUACACUAUAAAUUAAAAUUUAGAGACAGGAAAAGGCAGUCAUUUAUCUCUCAGAUAAAUUUGAUGCUCAAUUUUAAUAGCCAAUUUAUCUUGAGUUCCUGUUACCCUAUCUCACUUCUCUUUCAAACUAACUUCUGGGAAUCCUUUUAGAUUUUCUGAGCUUUAUUUCCAUGGUUCUGUUUUUUCUUUUUAAUUGUGAAACACCUCAAAAUCUUUUUUUUUUUUUUGAAGUAUAAUUAACACACAAUGUUACAUUAGUUUCAGGGGUACAACAUCGUGGUUCGAGAACUCUGUAUGUAACGGCUGUGCUUACCACAAGGUAUUACAAUAUCAUUGACUAUAUUCCUUAUGUUGCGCCUUUUAUUCCUGUGACUUAUUCAUUCCAUAGCCGGAAGCCUGUGUCUCCCCCUCCCCUUCACCCAUUGUGCCCAUUCCCCCACCCCACCCCCUCUCCUCUGGCAACCAUCAGUUUGUUCUCUGUAUUUAAGGGUCUGUCUCUGCUUUUUUUUGCUUAUUGAUUUUUUUUUUAGAUUUCACGUAUGAGUGAAAUCUUACAGGAUUUAUCUUUCUCUGGCUUAUUUCACUUGGCAUAAUAUCUUCUAGGUCUAUUCAUGUUGCUGCAAAUGGCAAGAUUUUAUUCUUUUUUAUGGCUAAUAUUCCUUUGUGUAUAUAUAGCACCUCUUCUUUAUCCAUUCAUCUGUCUGUGGCCACUUACUUUGCUUCCAUAUCUUGGCUAUUGUAAAUAAUGCUGCAAUAAACGUAGGGGUGCACCUAUCUUUUAGAAUUAGUGUCUUCGUUUUCUUUGGACAAAUAGUAGAGGUAUCACUGCAUCAUACGGUGUUUCUGUUUUUGUUUGAGGAACCUCCAUACUGUCUUCCACAGCAGCUGCACCAGUUUACCUUCCUACCAACAGUGCACAAGGGUUACUUUUUCUCCACAUCUCAAAAUCUUCUUAAAGCAGAUAGAAAAUAAAUAAUAACUCAUAUGUUACUUUCUACUUAAGGAAGAUGAUUAAUCUUUUUUUUCAAAUUAAACAGGUUUAUUGGAAAUAUGCAUUAUAAUCUUCAGAGGAAAUUACAUGCAGCAUUUUACAAAUGUAUUUGACAGCGAAGCUUUCUGCAAAUAAACACAUUACACCAUCUAAGUGAAGAUGAUUAAUCUUAUGUUUUAAUAUUUGGGGGGAAGUAAGCUCUAAAUUGACAUUACAGAAAGGCAAAUUCAGAUCUUAAAGCCAAAAUAUUUAGUAAUUAAAAUUAAUGAGGUGCUCUACACUUUUCCUAAGCAUGUUCCUAAAAUAGGAUAGAAGAUAAAUGCUUUACAUUAAAUGUCUCCUCAUGCACAGUAACCCUUUCCUGUUUGUUUUUGUUUUAUGAUGAUCUUUGACGCCAGAUGCAUUAAAAACACAACUUUUCUGAGACCUGAGGAAAGCCUGAUCAUUAUGCAGAUCUCUAGGACAAUACAAGAAAGGUGUUAAUGGCAGAAUUUUCUUAGGAACUGAUUUGGAGAUGGAGAGCUCACAGAGGAAAUGUAGAACAGAAUGUCUGUGGCCACACAGAAUUGUCCAGGUUGCUUCAACCUGACAUAGGUUAAUGAACCAAGCCUGUGAGGUUCAGGACAAAAAGUUGUUCGUUAGAAUUACCUGGAUCUUACUUGCUUUGUUCAAAAUGACCACCUAGUUUGCAGAUGAGGAAACGCAUUAGUACUUGAGAAGAGUAAUUUAGAAUUCAGUGCCUCUGCCAUCAAAAAAAUAAUAAUCCUUUGCCGACUGGAUUUCAGAGUAUAAAAACCUUGAUGGCACUUCCCAGCCAUGUCUAGAGCAGGAAGCAAACACAUUCUCCAUCCCACAGCCACAGAAUCGCCAAGAUGAAGGGACCCUGGAAACGACCCACUACAUUAAUUAGGAUCAUGACUUUACAUGACAAAGACCCUGGAGCAAUCUUAAGCAAAGAGUAGGACUUAAUUACACAAUUCCGAGGAGCAGAAUGCCAGUACCCAAGGCUACAUGUGCCCCUAGACUAUUGCACAGGACCUAGAACUGGUGCCUGGAAAUUCAUAGCUUUCCCCUCUCAUCUCUGCUCCUGUCCAUACACUUGCCUCCUUGUCCCUCUCUUUGCAAACAUUGUUACUCUCUUUGUGUUGACACUCCACCUUUCGGUUCCUAUGGUGGAAGACAGUUUCACUUUCCAACUGCUGAAUUUCUCUUUGCAUCUGUCUAGAGGCCAGGAUGGACUGGCAGUCUACCUUUUAGCCCCAACUGGGAAAAUUCGCUAAAAGAGAACCUCAUUGGCCUGAGUGAAUAAAGGGUCAUUGCUCAGCCAAAUCAUUAGUAGCCAGAACAUAACACCAGAGGUACUGGGACCCAUCACUGUGGAUCAAGAAGGCUGAGAGAGGAGGAUGAAGGCACUGAAGAGGGCAGAGGGAGAGCUGUGGUUGUUAUGGGCUUCACAGAAGACCCAAAAAAUGUCACUUCAAACAUAUUCCUAACUUAACAGAGAGAAAUCGGGCCUGACAAUGUGCUUAACCUAGAUCCCACCGAGCUGGGUUACAGCCCCAGUUUUGUAACUCCCAUCCAUACCAUACCUUUCCUCUACAAGGGAAAAAAUAUAUAAAAAUUCAAACAUUAAAAUGUUUGUUUUAACAUUUGAUAAUAUGAAUUUUAGGAAAGCUCCCGAAGAGAAUUAACUGAUUUUGUGGUCAAAGUGUUGAUAGUUUUAGUGAACCAAAGGGUUGAAUACAUUGUGUGUGUCUAGUCUUUGCCUGUGUGGUGGGCCCACUUUGAUCUCUGUUAUCCAAGAAAGAAUCCUUUGUUAAGGUCUUUUCAGUCAGGAAUUUUAGAAAUUGGGGCUGCUUUUGCCUCAUCUUGGGGCAGAAGUUUGCUUUCAUUAGGCCCAAGCACCAGAUCAGGAGCUCUGUGUGAUUUUCACUCAAGUGGAACAGAAUCUCUAGUGUCUAGCAGAAAGGUCUUCACAAACACUACUUAUACAUGAGUCUACUUAGGUCAGCCUUGAAAAUGCACCAAAAUCUGUUCCCCUUUCAUGAAAAGCUUAGCCACAAAUUUGGAUGUGAGGGAAGUACCAUCUUUGGGGUGGAGCCAUCGAGGAAGGAACUGUGGGAUUAAGACAGUAAUCCUGUAUCAUAAUUUAUAAUAAUUACAGAAUUUCGUGUAUAAUGUUGCCAACAGGACAAAGACCCAGGUAAUAGGAUAACUACGAAGCAAAACAAAACACAGGGUUUGAUCAAGUUUACAAGAAACAAGAUUUAACAUGCCAGGAGACAGACUCUCCUGCUUUCAGCGGGUCUCAGAGGGAAAUGAACAUUUAAGCUUCUACUGUGUGAUUUACAUAUUUUAUUUAGUCAUAGAAACAAUGGCUGGUAUGAUACUGAAACUAUCAAACUCAAUGAUAACUGAGCCUUUGAAAUUUGAGAUUUUUUGGCUUGAUAUAUGGUCAGUUUUUAUAAAUGACCCACAUGUGUUUAGGUACAAUGUACUGUAAAUGUUGCUUAGAAUAGCCUUGCUAAGCAUGUGGCUCAAGGCUUCCACAGCCUAAUAUGUAGUCUGCUUGUUCCAUCAACUACUUGGAAGAAUGUGUUAAAAUCCCCUUUGAUGAAGGUGGAUUUUUCAAUAGCUUCUAAUUGUUCUGGUAAAUUCUGCCUUACAUAUUCUGACACUUAAUAUUAAGUAUAAACAAAAUUUAUUUGUAUAUUUUCCUGGCAAAUUGAAUGGUAGACCUCUGUAUACUGCUCUUUGCUUGGUAUAUUCAUACGGCUGUACCAUCUCUUUUUGGUUAUUUGCCUGAAAAAUCUUUCUAUCCAUUUAUUGUCAAACUUUUUAUAUCAUGAUAUUUUAGGUUUGCCACUUGUAGAUGGCAUAGAAGUGGAUUUUGUUGUGUUUAUAUCUAGUCCAGCCACCAUUGUCUUUUAACUGGCAAAUUUAUUUUUUUAACCUUUACUGUGAUGAUUAUAUGUAUAAGUCUUAUUUUGUACUGUUUUUAAUAUCUUAUUUUGUACUUUCUAUUAUCUGGAUUUUUCUGGGGCUUUUGUCUUUCUAUCUUUUCAUGUAACUAAGGAUUUUUUCCCUUACUCCAUUUUGAAUCUUAUUGGAAAGUUAUACACUCUGUUUUUAUUCUUUCAGUGGCUACCUAUAAGUGACAAUAUCAUACUUAAGAAGGUCUAAAGUUAAACAGCUUUAACCAGGACAAUACAAGACUUGAGAACACUUUAAUUUCAGUCAUACACACAAACACACACACACACUAUAUUGUCCAGUGUUUGAAUUCUGUCUCAGGGUUGUUUUUUUUUCCUAGAAUGUCUUUAUUACACACUCAUUCUUGAAAGAUGGUAUCACUGUAUAUAAAAUUCUGGAUUGGCUGUAGAUAAACUUUAGUAAAUACCAAAGAACAGUGAGUUAUUUGAGAAUGUUGUCCCCCUAUCUUCUAGCUUCCACUGAUGCUGUUGAGAAGUUGGCUGUCAAAUUAUCAUUUCAUUUUGGUCAUCUUUUUGUUCCCUUUCUGGAUGAUUUUAAGACUUCUCUUUAUUGGGGUCCAAGUGUGGGUUACUUUUUAUUUGAAUACUUGGGAAUCUGUGGAGGCUCCUAAUUUUAAAAUGUGUGGAUUUCACUAUUCUGGAAUAUUCUCAUAUAUUUUGUUUUCAAAUAUUGCCAGUUCUGGAGCUCCAGUGAAAUGUAUGUCGGGCCUUCUAACUAUCCUCUGUAUCUCUUAAUUUUGUAUAUUUUCCCUAAUGUACUCAUUUCAUUUUGGGGGAACUAAUGAAAAUGGUAUUUUUAAUUUCAGAUUUAGUUGUUCAUUGCUAGUAUAUAGGAAUACAAUUGCAAUUGACUUUUGCAUAAAACCUUGAAUCCUGCAACCUUACUGUAAUUGCUAAUUAGUUCCAGGAUUUUCUUUUGUCAGUUGUUUUUGAAUUUUCUACAUAGACAAUCAUGUCACCUGUAAACAAAGACAGUUUAUUUUCUUCCUCCCCAAUCUAUAUACCUUCUAUUUCCUUUUCUUAUUAAGUUAGCUAGGAUUUCCAGUAGGAUAUGUUGAAAAGCAGUGGUGAGAGGGCACAUCCUUAUCUUGUUCCUGACCUUAGCAGGAAAGCUUCUAGUUUUUCACCAUUAAGUAAAAGGUUAGCUGUAGGUUUUUUGUAGAUGUUCUUUAGCAAGUUGAGAAAAUUCCCCUCUAUUCCUAGUUUGUGCAGACUGUUUAUCAUGAAUGGCUGUUGAAUUUUGUCAAAUGCUUUUUUCUGCAUCUAUUGAUAUGACCACAUGAUUUUGGUAUAGUUGAUUUUCUCUAUUGAUUUCCUGUUUUCAAUUUCAUUGAUUUCUGCUUUAAUUUUCAAUUCUUUACUUCCGCUUAAUUUGGAUUUAAUUUACUAUUCUUUUUCUAACUUCUCAAGGAGGAAGAUUAGAUUAUUGGUUUUAGGUCAUUCUUCUUUUCUACUCUGUGCAUUCAGUGUUAUAAAUUUCUCUUUAAGCACUUCAUCCUACAGAUUUUGAUAAGUUGUAUUUUCAUUUUCAUUAAAUACUAUUUCAUUCCUCUUGAGAUUCCUUCGACUCCUAUGUUAUUUCGAAGUGUGUUGUUUAAUCCCCAAGUCUUUGGAGAUUUUCCAAGUAUCUUUCUGCUAUUAAUUUCUGCAUUUAAUUCCAUCAUGACCUGAGAGCAGACAUUGUAUGAUUUAUAUUCUUUUGAAUUUGUUGGGGUGCCUGGGUGGCUCAGUUGAUUGAAUGUCUGACUUCGGCUUCGAUUGUGAUCCCAGGGUCCUGGGAUCAAGUCCCAUGUCGGGCUCCCUGCUCAAUGGGAAGUCUGCUUCUCCCUCUCCCUCUGCCUGCCACUCCCCCUACUUGUGCUCUCUCUCUCUCUCUGCCAAAUAAAUAAAUAAAAUCUUAAAAUAAUUAAUUAAUUAAUUUAAAUUUGUUAAGGUGUGUUUUAUGGCCCAAAAUAUGGUCUGUCUUGGUGAAUGUUUCAUGUAAGCUUGAGAAGAAUGUGUAUUCUGCUGUUAUGAGAUAAAAUAACCAGUAGAUGUUAAUUAUAUCCAGUUGAUUGAUGGUGCUGAUGAGUUCAACUGUGUCCUUACUAAUUUUCUGCCUGCUGCAUCGGUCCAUUUCUGACGUAAGGUUGUUGAAUCUACUAGUUUUUGAAUCAUGUGUUUUGACACUCUGUUGUUAGGCACAUACACAUUAAAGAGUGUUACGUUUUCUUGAAGAAUAAACCCUUUUAUCAUUCUGUAAUGCACUUAUUUAUCCCUGAUACUUUUCCUUGCUCUGAAAUUAAUAUAGCUAUUUCAACUUUCUUUUGUUUAUGUUAGCUUGGUAUAUCUUUUUUCCAUCCUUUUAAUUUUAACCUAUAUGUGCUCUUGUAUUUAAAGUGGAUUUCUUGGGGGUGCCUGGGUGGCUCAGUCAUUUAGCAUCUGCCUUCAGCUCAGGUCAUGAUCCCAGGGUCCUGGGAUCGAGCCCCGCAUCGGGCUCUCUGCUCAGCGGGAAGCCUGCUUCUCCCUUUCCCACUCCCCCUGUUUGUGUUCCCUCUCUGUCAAAAAAUAAAUAAAAAUCUUUAAAAUAAAAAAAAUAAAGUGGAUUUCUUGUAGCCAGAA
Mirounga angustirostris (Northern elephant seal) is the source of this 9409-nucleotide messenger RNA. RefSeq names its product amyloid beta precursor protein binding family B member 1 interacting protein (gene APBB1IP). The transcript has 14 exons. Gene Ontology annotation, cellular component: plasma membrane; cytosol. The record is from RefSeq and is a predicted model, not a curated record. Gene Ontology annotation, biological process: signal transduction. Bases 136 to 2127 code for a protein of 663 amino acids. NCBI's taxonomy places the organism in Eukaryota, Metazoa, Chordata, Mammalia, Carnivora, Phocidae.